CGUGCCAGCACAACUGUCAUUAGAAUUAGAUAUCCAUUUAACAUUUCCAUUUUUUAGUUUAUAAAUAAAUACUUGUUGACUAAACAGAUAAAAGUAUAAUGACAUGCGAUCAGAUAUAGUUUAUUAUUGUUUCCUUUGUGAUAUUAGACGAGAAAACGAUGGUUUCCAUAAUAAAAAAUCAAUUGCUGAAACAUCUAUCCAGAUUCACCAAAAACCUUUCCGCGGACAAAAUAAAUCUCAGCACGUUCAAAGGUGAAGGUGAACUGUCCAACUUGGAACUAAAUGAAGUCGUUUUGAUGGAUUUGCUCGAAUUGCCCUCCUGGCUGUCCCUAAAACAGGCCUGGUGCAAUAAAGUCACAUUUCGAAUACCCUGGACGAAAUUGAAAAGCGUACCAAUAUGUUUAAAUUUGGAGGAAGUACAGAUAGUAGUAGAGACCUGCGAUGAACUUAGGAUUCCAUCUUCACAACCGGGCAGUUCCUACGCCGGUGCACCGGGAAAAUACAGUUUUAUCCAUAAAGUAAUCGAUGGCAUUACAGUACACGUUAAUACAGUCAACAUCAUAUUCAACAGCCCCGCUUUUACUGCUUCCGUGCAAAUAUCGAGGAUCGUGGUGGAUUCGAAGAACCACAAAUUCCAACCAUCCGAUUUGCGAAUGACGCGCUUAAAAAACCAAUCGAAGGGCCAGCUGUUGAUAUUCAAGGAACUGAGAUGGGACACCUUGCGGAUCGAGGCCAAAUCCACCAACGACAAAACCCUCACGCCUCUACGACUGAUCAUAAACGAAGCCAGGUGUCGAAUCGUCAUAAAAAAGCGACUGUCAGAUUCUUUCAUAUUGGGUUCGAGACUGGCCGUUAUACUGAACGAUCUGAUGUGGUGCUUCACGGAUUCCCAAUUGAAAGCGGCCCUGUACUUCGUCGAUUCCCUCACGGAUUUGAUACAGAAAUCCACGCAGAUCACGCGCAGAACCAAGGCGGCCCGAAAAUUGGAGGAACUCCCCGAGUACCAGGCGCAGCUCUCCCGAGAAGGCCCCCACGAGGUGCCCGACAAGUACAAAUUGUUCGCCGCCCACGACGUCAUCGAAACCUCCUAUCAUUUGAUCUCCCACCAGAUCAUCCUGCACUUCAUCGACGACGAAGGAGCCGGUCGUUCGUCCCAUCCGAAUCUCAAAAACGGAGACGCUUUGCACAUAUGCUUGAAGAAAUUCCACGUCGACUAUUAUCCAUAUCACUUAGCUAAAGGUAACAGAAAACAUUGGUUGAAGUACAACACGAACUUCGUGCCGCACGCUCUCUGGCAGGAACAAGCCCUGAAUUCGUUCAGAACGACGUUUCUGAACCUGAUCGAUCAACACAAGCCCCUGCACGCCCCCUUGAAUCGACCCAAAAAGAACCCGGACGAUGCCAGCCCGGAGGUGAAAUCGCCGCAGGGCUCCGACUUCAAGAGCAACAGGCGAAAGAUCGAAGCGAUAUUCUCGAAAUUGAUGACCAGUUGCAUCGUGUUGCGCAUCGAAGAUUUCACGGUGUUCAAGGUGAACUCGUCGCAGAAGAAGGGCGCGAAAGAAUUCGUUUUCGGCGAUAGAAGCCAGUUAUCUCUACCGGCCGAUUCGAAUAUGGUCCACGCCGAAUUCACCUACUACUAUUAUCCCAGUGACGUCCCGUUUCCUCUACCACCACCGAAAUUCUACGUACAAUUAAACCCGGUGUCCGUCAUGUUCGACGUAGAUACCUGCUUGUGGAUCAACGCGUUCGCUUUGAACCUCUUCAAAUCCCUAGCGAACUCCACCAGCGAAGUACCGGUGUCUUCCUACACCUACAUGGACAUCAAAAUCGAAGCUAUAUUACCCCGAAUUAAUUUCGAGAGUGCUGCUGAGCACCCGAACCAAAAGGACCGGCCGAAGUGCCUCAGCUUCCAGGCCACGCGGGCCACCGUGACGAACGCGCGCAACUUGGAGCAAUCCUCCCGCGCCGACCUGGCGCGAUGCGUCGAUUCCUUCCACAUGGGCUCGCUGUUCUUCGGCGGCGAGUUCCCCUCUCGACCCGACGACUUCUACGUGGUCACCCAGAAGUUCAUCGAUCACAUCGAAGCUGUAGACAACAUCCGAAACGCCCCCGAAUCGAUAGACGCCUCCGUAACGGACGAUUGGAUGGCGCAAUUCACUAGAGAGAUGUUGUGGACGGACGCGAAGGACGUGUGGUGCAUCAGUUUGGAUCCCGUUUGGGCGGAUUUCAACGGGACGAGGGCCAUCGGAAUGGCCAAAAGCGUGCCGUUUUUGGAUACUCUACCGGUGACGUUGUGGCUGCACACCCACAUGGAUCCCAAUUCGACCAUAAAACAACCUAAGAGCGACGAGGAAGAGGCGCCUUCGUACGCUGAUAUACACGCUUUGGUCUACAUCACCAAUUUGGUGAGCGUGCAAAUCAACCACUAUCAAUAUUUGUUUCUGUUGAGAUUGGCCGAAGACGCCGCCCUGUUGGCUACUUACUUGUCUAUCGAUGCCGAAAGGAUACUCCAGGUCGAAAGUAACAGUUCGAUCGCAAUGGGGGUGAUAGUACCGCAAUUAGAAGUAACCUUCGUCAUGCCAUCUAGCUCGCCCGGUAAAGAAUCCUCCGGUGGCGAUAUCGAUUCCGUAGUACCGGAUACAUCGAGUAUAGCAGAUGACGUUCUAAUAGGUUCCACGCCAUCGGUAUGGCAGAACAGCACGUCAUCGGUAACCCCAAGGAAACUAGCCAACGGAUCGUCAAACCAAUUAGAUCUACCGAUAAGCCAAUCGUUGGAUCCCCUACAAACCGGCCCGAAGUACGCCCCGAACGACGAGCACAGCUCGUUGCUCCAACAAAAAGCCAACCUAAACCUGCAAACCAACCUCAACAUGGGUAACAACGCCGCCGUUACAACCUUAACACGCCCUCGGACCCUUUACGAUUCCGCCGUAGGUCUGACGUCGAUGCGGAAGGGCAUCACCAGCCUGAUGUCGUCGAUCGACAGCGCGCUGAAGGCGAGCCCCGACGACGCCAGCGACACCGCGUCGAUACGCAGCGACGUCUCCAGCGAUUCGGAGAAAUUCGUCCACAUCAAUUGCGACCUGGACAUCGCCGGCGCCGAGAUACUCUUCGUCGUCGCCGAGUUCUACGAGCGGAUCGAGGAGGCGGCCGAGGUGGUGGAGGAGGACCACACGGCGACGACGACCACCAGCGAGCGAUCGGCCACCAGCACCGGCCGACGGAAGGAUUUGGUGUCGGUGUCUACGUUUAAAUUGAACAAAAUCGAAGUGGUGUAUCAAUCGUUAGGAUUUCGAUCUUCCAUUAAGGUGCAGCUUAAUAAUUUGCUCUCUGAGGAUUGUUCUUGUAUAUCGUGGGACGAAUUACAGAAUAAGUUCGGUACGAGGUCUCGAGUGUGGACGAGCAGCCCGCCGAGCGAUUUUACAUCGCCCAAAGUGAAGUUGCGAUUAGAACACGACUUGGCUGUGGACAAAUCGCGUUUGCUCGACGAAGAUCUUACAAACAGGGACGUAUUCGCCCGAUUGUUCACGGACCUAGUGAAUAUAACCGUAAAGGAUUUAUCGUUGAAUUUGAACAUGAGUACAGCGAUCGGCUUGGCCGAUCUAGUAGAAGACGAAGUUAUACCAGUACCACUCCCUAUCAAGUUGAGCCUCGAAGAGGUGAAGAUCCAUUUGAACGAAGACAGACCGCCGGUUAAUAUCACUUCACCGGGUCCCGUACCGAUCGAUUUGAGCAUUAAACAUUUGUACAUCGCUCGAAGCGAAGACGGCGUGUUCAAUUUGUUCCCGAACAACAGCGAGUCUUCCUCUAAUGAAUUGGAACAACGCGAAAAUCCUUCUCCGCCGGUACACGAGAAGAACAACGAAGAUAUACGAAGACUGAUGGCGUUCGAGAGGAUAUCGGAGGAGAACCGGCUGCUGCGCAAAUCGAAGGAGGAGAACGACAAGGAGCAGGACCUGUUGAGGAACUAUUUGAAGAAGUCGCAGGACGAGGUGAACCGGUUGCUCGACGAGAAGCGGAACAUGCUGGACGAGAUCAGGCGGUUGCAGCACCAAUGCAACGGUUCCAAGAGAUAGCAAUAUUGUUUCGAUUGUACCAAGUGUUUCUGCAAUGAUAAACGUACUCAAUAGCGCGUAUAUAGGCUGUUCCGUUGGUUUUGAAAACGUAAUAUCAGAUGUGAAAUAUAUAUAUUUUAAAUUUUAUCUAGAUUAUUAAGCUUAGAGUGAUAUCAAUACGGAAAUAAAUAUUGUUAAUUAUGUGUAAUUUACGCGUCAUGAUUCACAUCUACUAGUUAAUCGAUGUUAUGAUGGAAUUAAUCGAUUCGGCGACGAGUCGAUUGUGCAGUAUGCUCAAGUGAUUUCCAUCGAAGGUUUCGAUGUCGAUCGGCGAUUCGCUGAUCCUCGACAGUCCAUAAUCCUCUUCGAUGUCCUUCGUCAAUCCCACGGCGGGUUUCCACAGCCUCAAUUUGGAUUUCAGUUUGUCGUAGGACGGGCUGUAGGCGUCUAUCGCUUUGAUUCUGUUGUAGAAACCGUUCGCUAGCUUCGUAUGUAGCUCGAGUUUAUCGGGCGUUAUCGGUCUGAUGAUGUCUUUGGCCACUUCCAGUCGCUCCUUCCACGUGUCGC
Molecule: messenger RNA, 4622 nt
Organism: Phyllotreta striolata
Lineage: Eukaryota; Metazoa; Arthropoda; Insecta; Coleoptera; Chrysomelidae
Source: the annotation of a GenBank genome assembly